This is a messenger RNA of Tuber aestivum (summer truffle), 2857 nucleotides long. The record is from the annotation of a GenBank genome assembly. NCBI's taxonomy places the organism in Eukaryota, Fungi, Ascomycota, Pezizomycetes, Pezizales, Tuberaceae.
GGAGCAUGUUCUCCCACGGGAAACUGGAGACACGGGGAACCAUUGGGGAGAAAGCGGUGGGAGGACGAUUAUUUCCCCAAUUAUGCGUAGUUCCGAGAGAAUUGAUAGUUCUGGGACUUUUUCUAUAUCUAUUUUUGUCCGAGAUGUCGUGAUAGAUGGAAUUAUUGCUAUCCACUCUCGGAUUUACUUGGACGAAAUGAGCGUAAUACUGUAACUGUUAUCGGUAGGUUAAGGGUUAAGGUGGAGGAGUUGGGGCGAAAUGGAGGGGAUGCGAUGGAAGGUUCGCUCGGGGCGGCCGUUGGGUUGUCCUGUUUCUCCUUUCUCCAACUGUGGCCAAGGAGCUGCGCAGUAGGCAUAGAUAGAUAGGGUUCGGCAAAGGUGUUAGAUUGGUUCUUCUUGCACUGCUUUCUGACUACAUAAUACGGUAACUUGGGCUGGUGGUGGUGGUGCAAAAAAAUAGGGUGCCAUUCCUAUUCCUAUUCCUAUUCCUAUUCCGACCUCCCCACCACUGGGAAAUGGAGUGAAUCUCGCACAUCCCUUCAGGUGCCCCAGGACUUACGAGUACAGUACGCCGCAGUUCCUUCUAUUGUCAGUCCCUCGCCCAGCGUAGACUACCGUACCGCUUGCCCGCUCGUUGGCUUCCUCUCGUCCUCCCUCCACUAAACUUUUCACGCCUGCGCCAUCUCCACCACCCCUCCUCACUUCUCCCCGCUUACAUCCUCCCCGAUCCCCUCUCUGCCCCUGUAUAAAGGCCUUCGACAUUCCACCCCUCAAAGCCUCUUAGAUCUGCAUCACUCGCUAGACGGUCAUCAUUGGAGCACUCGAGAGGCUUCCUGGACUUCUGCCGCGGACAUACGAAUACACCUCUCGACUUGACCCAUAUCUCUCUGUCUUCUUUUUCACCGGACACUUCGAGAUCUCUACUUCCCUGUGAGCUCUGAUCCAGCAUGUCUGGCUACAACCAAUACCCAGGAUAUAAUCCUUAUCCUGGUCAACCGUAUGGAGAGUACGUUGCCUCAAUCUGAAGCCUCGUGGCCUUUCGAACGGCGUUUGCUGAUGCCCUUCUUUUUUGCACUUGGAAAUAGCCAGCAGCAGCAGCAGCCAUACUAUCCACCGCCCUCCCCUCAACCUCCAGCGGGUUACUAUCAACAGCCGCCGCCACAGCAGGGUUACGGAUACCCUCCCCAGCCACAGGUAAGCCCACCCAGAUAUUUUGUUUCUUGCUCCUUGUCAUGGAAUAUAUGACUGACAUGUUGAAAAGCAACCACAAUGGGCUCCGCAGGCUACUCCGCAAUACCAGGGUGCUAUACCACCCCAAGGAAAUCGUUUGUCCCCCCUGAUAUAUAUCCGACAGAAGGGUUCGUCCUCCUACAACAGUACUAACAGCGUUUCAAUCUUCCCAGAUAUGCCAACCGGGCAGUAUAUGUACAACCAUCCACCGCCGGCAGGAGCCCCGAACCUCCCUCCCCAAGGUGUGCAGUCGUUUCAUGUGCCUGGAGCUCCUCAGAUCGGCUAUGCAUUCAGCAACUGCACCGGGAAGCGUAAGGCACUUUUGAUCGGCAUCAACUAUUUUGGUCAACGAGGGCAAUUGAGGGGAUGCAUCAACGAUGUGAAGAACAUGUCAGCGUUUCUACACGACCGGUUCAGCUACAAGCGUGAGGAUAUGGUAGUCUUGACCGACGAUCAACAGAACCCCCGAAGUCAGCCCACGAAGCAGAACAUUAUGCAGGCUAUGCAUUGGCUGGUCAAAGAUGCGGCACCCAAUGAUUCGUUAUUUUUCCACUACUCAGGUAUAUCUUGCAGUGCAAUAAUAAAGUCUAUCAAUUGCUAACCCUCGAAUCAGGCCAUGGUGGGCAAACCAAAGAUCUUGAUGGUGAUGAGGGAGAUGGUUGGUAACGCUGGGGAAAAAAAGCCCCACGCCUUGGCGGGGACGUAGGCUAACAUUUCUUAGGAUAUGAUGAAACCAUCUUUCCGGUAGACUUCAGGUACAAUGGCCAUAUUGUUGAUGACGAUAUGCAUAGAAUUAUGUAAGAAAGCUUCCCGGUAUUGUCAAAACCAUUAUUGACAACAUGCAGGGUUGCUCCUCUCAAGCCUGGCGUUCGAUUGACUGCAAUCUUCGAUUCCUGCCACUCCGGUUCUGCAUUAGAUCUUCCAUACCUCUACUCCACCCGUGGUGUCGAGAAGGAGCCCAACAUUGCGAAGGAGGCUGCUUCUGGUCUUUUCGAUGCUAUGAGCGCCUACUCGAGGGGAGAUCUCGGAGGUGUUGCACAGUCGGCCAUGGGAAUCUUCAAGAGGGCUACCACGGGAAGAGGGGCCGAGGAAAGGGCAAAGAGGACCAAGACAUCUGCUGCAGAUGUCAUUCAGUGGUCAGGUUCGAAGGACAGUCAGACAUCGUACGAGCCUCUUUAUGUUUCACAUGAAAUCAUCGAUUCCUUGAGACGUCUAACGUAGGGAAAAUUGUAGUGCCGAUGCUACUGAAGGCGGAGAAGCUACUGGUGCCAUGAGUUACGCAUUCAUCAGAGCUCUCAGCAAGAACUCGCAACAAUCUUACCAGCAACUUCUCAACAGUAUUCGAGAAGAACUUCAGGGGAAAUACUCCCAAAAACCCCAGCUUAGCUGCAGCCAUCCACUAGGUACAGACGGUCACCCCCUUGAUUCUUCGCAGAUGGAAUUUAAGUUUUAAGAUUUCAACUUCCCCUUUUCAUCUCCUCAUGUCUUCUUACAUACACAUCUUCAUGAUUAUCAAUACCCAGCACUGCUUUGUAUUUUUAGGAUUUCCGUUCUUUCUUUCUUUUUAUCUUUCCUUCUUCUACCUUUCUCAGAACCUCCUUGUACUUGUCACAUUUGUUUUUAUUUU